Messenger RNA from Mytilus californianus (California mussel), 2103 nucleotides. RefSeq names its product cytochrome P450 4Z1-like. Lineage: Eukaryota; Metazoa; Mollusca; Bivalvia; Mytilida; Mytilidae. The coding region runs from base 103 to 1470 and encodes 455 amino acids. The transcript has 5 exons. Gene Ontology annotation, molecular function: heme binding; monooxygenase activity; oxidoreductase activity, acting on paired donors, with incorporation or reduction of molecular oxygen. The record is from RefSeq and is a predicted model, not a curated record.
AAGUUUUAAAGAUGUCGCUCGCUUUUCUUCCAUAAAUGGGCGGAGCUUUAAUAUGGUCUAUCACAACUCGUCCGUUUUGUUUACAACUGAUAACAGUAAAACAUGGCUAAUUUCCACCAGAUAUUGUCUUUCUGUUGUAUUUUCUGUUUAAAACUGAUUAGUUAUAUCAUAAAUGUGAUGCCAUGGUUUAGUGAUGGUUCAAUUCCAAAUCCGUCCUUGAUUAUACAAUAUCUGUUACAAAAAACGUUUGGAGAUGAAAAGUUGAAAAAGUUAGAACUUCUUACACAGUUUUAUCACAAGCAAGGUUUAUUUCGUUUUGACGAUAAAAUCUACAUUUUUAACCAGAAACUAGCACAAACAGCAAUCAACAAAUUGGAAAAAGGUGCAGAAAAAUACCUAGACAAUUCACCACUUAAAGAUACAUUUUUAGGUUCAUCUCAGAAAAGUCCCGAAACGAGGCGUGCUAUCGCAUCCUUGUUUAGAAAGACAUCUAUAGAGGAAAGAGCAUCUUUGAUGACUGAAGAUAUUAAAAAGAUGUGUCUAAAAAUAAAACAGCAAUCACUAAGAUCUGUCAAUAUUACUCAUUGGUCACUGCGUUUGGCUUUAGAUAUCGUCGGACACGUGCUUCUUCAGCUAGAUCUGAAUGCUUUGGACGGUGAACAAGAUGAAUUGUUGGAGUGUAUGGUGACAAUUCUCCAUAAAUGUUAUGCUCUUAAUGAAAUUUCAACAGAAUCUGACGAAUUUAAACGAGCAAACGAGGACCUUGACCGGAUCACUUCAAACAUACUAAAAGAUGCUUUAGAGAAAGAUGAUACUACAAUACAGAAACGGCUGGUUGUCCAAUUACACGAGGCCUGUGGAUUUGAGGAAGCGAAGGACAAUAUGAAGUUGUUUCUGAUGGCUGGAACAGAAACAACAGCUUCGUCUAUUCCUGUUGUGUUCUCCUUGUUAACUGAUUACCCUCACAUACAGGAAGAACUCAGAGAUGAAGCAAUAGAUCGAUGGUCUGAAAUGAUUGCGGACCCUACCACAUCUCUACCAAAAAUAGAAAGUAUGAUCAAAGAGAUCCUAAGGCUUUAUCCAAUAGCACCUUUUAUUAGCAGACAAAACAAUGUUCCGGUAAAUCUGGGCAACAUUCACUUAGAUCAACAUAGUGAUGUCGUUAUUUUUACCUGGGGAAUUCACAGAUCUCCGUACCUGUGGCAUGAUUCAAAAGUAUUUAAACCAUUCCGCUUUCUUGGAGAGGAAGCUUUACAAUCCAACAUGUAUAUACCAUUUGGAGCAGGAUCUCGAGUGUGUAUAGGUCAACAUCUGGCGGUGUUGGAACUGCGAUUAGCUAUUGCAAUCUUACUUCAUACAUUCACAUUUUCAAAAAACCUAUCCACCCCAGACCUAAAGUUUGUGGUUGACUGGGCUCAUGCUGUUGUGCAUCCAGAUAAAGAUAUGAUGUUUACUUUACAGAAUGUUUAAUAGUCUUUUGAAUUCUUAAAAGGGUGCAUUUCAGAACAGCGGGUAACAACUGUCCCGUAACAGUCAUCGAUUGGGCUAUAUUUACGACUCAAUCGAAACAUGCCGCACAAUCUUUAAAACGUUGGAAAAAAGGUGAAACAAAUUGAAAACAAAUUUCUGAAAUAAUAAUAAAGCACUAAUUUAAAAUAUACAAGAUUUUUCUUUUUUCUAGGCGUCCCACCCUCCUACUGAUAUACGAUAGAAACAAAUCAAAAUACUAAUAGUAUAUCAUAUUUUCCUGUGAGACUCCAUUAUUUAUUGUUUAAAAUAAAUUUUGAUAAAUUAAUAAACUUUUUAUAAAAAAAAUUAUUUAGGCGGAUAGUGAAAUCAUAAAAUUCUCGCCAACCUUUUGAACUCCCAAUUCACGUUUUAUACGUGUUUUGAUAAUUAUGUUUCUUGAACGUCCAGUGGCAAAUAUUUCGUGCAUAUCCUGGACGAUAACACGAUUCUUUUUUUUUUAUCGAUAACCAAUGCCAAUCACGAUAAAGUUAAGCCGUCAGUCAAAUCCAUUUUUCAUUCAAUCCUGUGACCAAAGCUGUUUUGCAACUUCAAAGUAUUGUCAUUAUUACACUAGACUAAGUGCAUUUAUGUAUG